AUGGAAGAACAGGUAGAAAGGCUCGUCGACAAGGCCUGGGCCAAAUUCGAAAAGACCCCGGCCGACCAGCGCCUGCUGAUCGGCGUAUCCGGGAUCCCGGGCUCGGGCAAGACGACGCUCUCUCAGAUCGUAUCGACCCGCCUCAACGCCCGCGCCGUCUCCCUCGACCCCUCGCGGACGGAAGACCCGCCGGCCGCCUUCGUGCCCAUGGACGGCUACCACCUCACCCGCGCCCAGCUCUCCGCGAUGCCGGACCCGGUCAACGCGCACGCACGCCGCGGCGCGGCCUUCACCUUCGACGGCCCCGCCUUCCACGCCCUCGUCAAGGCCCUCCGCACCCCCCUCCGCGCCGACUCGGAUCCCAUCUACGCCCCCAGCUUCGACCACGCCGUCAAGGACCCCAAGGAGAACGACAUUGCGAUCCUGACCACGCACCGCAUCGUCGUGUUCGAAGGGAACUACCUCUCGCUGGACAAGGAGCCGUGGAACCUGGCGGCGGGGUUGAUGGAUGAGCUGUGGUUCGUGGAUGUGGAUUUCGACGUGGCGAGGCGGAGGUUGAUCAAGCGACACGUGAAAGCUGGAAUCGCAAAAGAUGAAGAUGAGGCAGACAAGAGGGCGCGGGAGAACGACUUAGUUAAUGGGAGGGAGAUAGUGGAUUUCAGGAUGAAGAAAGUUGAUGAGAUUGUCGUCAGCCGGGAAGAUGACGAAUGGAUUCACGAGUGA
Molecule: messenger RNA, 723 nt
Organism: Colletotrichum karsti
Lineage: Eukaryota; Fungi; Ascomycota; Sordariomycetes; Glomerellales; Glomerellaceae
Exons: 2
Coding region: 1-723 (240 amino acids)
Cellular component (GO): cytoplasm
Molecular function (GO): kinase activity; ATP binding
Source: RefSeq, a predicted model, not a curated record